AUGGGAGGGUCUCCUUCCAUCUCUUUCUUCUUUUAUUUUAUAGGAUUCUUCAUUACCACAACCACCGCCGUGACUGUUGAUAUCAAAACCAAAGGAGCCGUCGCCGAUGGCAAAGCCAACGACGCCCAGGCGAUCAUGGAUGCAUGGAAGGAAGCAUGCGGAAGCAAGGAUCCGAGCCAAGUGGUGAUUCCGUCGGGAAACUACCUGGUGGCUUCGCCGGUGAGCUUGGUAGGACCAUGCCAGAAUCCGAUUGAGGUGGUGGCGGAAGGAGCCACCCUUUUAGCUCCGACCGAUCCCAAAGCCAUCAAGACAGAAAGUUGGUUCCAUAUCAAAAAUGUCAAUAAGAUGACUCUUACAGGAGGUAACUUCGAUGGACAAGGCGAGGAGGCUUGGAAGACCAACAAUGCCAUGAAGACCGGAAAAAUCGGUUUACCAUAUAAUAUAAGAAUGGAUCUGGUGAAGGAUUCCACCAUUAGAGGGAUAACUUCAAGAAACAGUAAACAAGUUCACAUACAGGUAAUCAAUUGUGACAACACAGUGAUUGAGAAAGCCAUCAUUGAUGCACCAGCGGAGAGUCUAAACACAGAUGGGAUUCAUAUCGGUAGAACCAACGGGUUUAAGAUCGUCGGCACGACCAUCAAGACCGGUGACGAUUGCAUUUCCAUUGGCGAUGGCAGCAAGAACAUUCAUGUCGAGAAAACCACAUGUGGCCCUGGCCAUGGAUUCAGUAUCGGCAGCCUCGGCAGGUACCCAGGCGAAGAACCCGUUGACGGGAUCUUCUUCCUGGGGUGCAGCAUCAGCAACAGUGACAACGGACUCAGGAUCAAGACCUGGCCUGGUUCUCUUCCAGGAGUCGCCAACCAACUGCAUUUCGAAGAUAUCAUAAUGGAGAAUGUUGGAAAUCCGAUAUUAAUCGAUCAAGAAUAUUGCCCUUAUCUCGACUGUCAUCCGGAGGUCCCUUCAAAGGUGAAGAUAUCAGACGUAUUGUUUAAAGGAAUCAGGGGGACUUCGAUGACAAAAUAUGCGAUAACGAUCCUUUGCAGCAAAGAGUUACAAUGCGAUAAGGUGGUGUUGCAAGACAUCGAUUUGAAAUACGAGGGAAAAGAGGGUCCGGGUGCCGUCUCUGGAUGUCAUAACGUCAAACCACAAGUCAUUGGAAAUGUGGUACCUCAGCCAUGUACAGCACCUCCUGACCUCUUUAGACAAACACAAAAAGGUUUUACAUUGUGUUUCGAAUUUGGGGAGGAAAAAAAGGGAAAAGAAAAUUAUUUUUCUAUUGUGUUCUUUCAAGAGAAGGAAAAGAAAGAAAAUAACUGCUAUGUUCUUGAAUAA
Molecule: messenger RNA, 1332 nt
Organism: Cynara cardunculus var. scolymus (artichoke)
Lineage: Eukaryota; Viridiplantae; Streptophyta; Magnoliopsida; Asterales; Asteraceae
Product: exopolygalacturonase-like
Exons: 6
Coding region: 1-1332 (443 amino acids)
Biological process (GO): carbohydrate metabolic process
Molecular function (GO): polygalacturonase activity
Source: RefSeq, a predicted model, not a curated record